Molecule: messenger RNA, 9505 nt
Organism: Amoebophrya sp. A25
Lineage: Eukaryota; Dinophyceae; Syndiniales; Amoebophryaceae
Source: the annotation of a GenBank genome assembly
CAGACUGUGUGGAGAAGUUGACGCCUUUAUGGAAAAAGUUGUACCCCAAUUGUCGCAUCCAAGGAGACCUUGUUACCGGGAAAGGGAAGCGCAAGAUCGAUAUUCAAAUCAACAUUUUUGCAACCAGUUGCGUUCUUCCCGAACGCGCGAUCGACAUCAAUGGUGAAAGCAUAGAACUCGCGACGUUGGACCAGGAGGAUUUGGAAACCAUGCCUGCUGACUUACUGGAGAAAGAAAUCUGUCCUCGGUUUCUGCCACCAUUAAGGCUAGCGCUCAGGCAGUAAAAGCGCAUCUUCUUUGUCUUCUUUUUCCUCAUACUUCUUUUUCCUCAUUACUUCACACCUGAUGCAGCUCUAAGACUAGGAGAGCCGCAGAAUUUGAUCGAUGAGGUGAGGAAUCACACUGCCACAAAGCGGGGAUUCUUCUACGGAGCAGGGUCGACCAAUUAUGAGAGAAUCAUUUUGUGCAUGAUCAUGCCAUUAAUAGCACUAUAAUCUAUUUCUGUUUUUUGAGAACUCCGCCCUACCUUAAAAAUCGUAUUCGAUAUUGAAUAUCGAUCUUGAAAAUCAAAAUCUAUCGAAAUAAACAGAAUUCUCUAAGCUCUCGAAGCGAAAGAAGCAGUGUGGUUAUUCCCCGAAAAGGAUGGUCUGAAAGUGAGAGGUUUGAGCAAGCUUUCCUGGGACAGGCGAUUUGGCGGAACGGGUACAAAAAUGCCAAGUUGGAUUCUUGGCAAUGUUGCUUCGAACGUUGACGAAAACUUGCUAUUGAAUGACGACGGUGAGAAGUUGAAGAAGAUGCUAGAACGCAUCUACAAGACAGCGAUGAAAUACGAAGAUUUUCCGGAAAUCCAAGACGAGAAGAAACAAGUCUCAUCUUCGUCGGGUGUCGAGAAACGAUGUUCUCUACUGGGUGGAAAGUUAAGGAUCAUCGCCCAGUUGUAGUUGUAAUAUCCAAUAAGAGCAAAAGCAGCAAAUAUCCUGCCUCCUUGGCUUUCAUCUAGACUGCUGCCUUCUUUCAAUAAAGGGGAAGGGCAAGAAGACACCAACCAUCCUUUUGGGGUAAAUGGUUAAGAAGAUAAGCAAGAUAAGAAUCGGCAAAGGUUGUAAGCGUGAAGUUGUGGCCGAACAAGGGUAAAAAGUAAAAGACACCAUCCUGCUCUAUGGCAACAUUGCCUGGCCAAGGGUGCGUGAAGUGAAAGAUUAUAGGUAGAUGCAAUGUUAUCCCAACAUGGUGGUCUAAAGAAGUUUGGAAAAUUGUAUCCUUGGCAACGCAAGGCCUUGUGGUGGAUGGUGGAUCGGGAACGAGAAAAAACGGCACAAGAAGAAGUAGUGGAGACUUUACUGUCUGACAUGCGACACGGCGAUGAUUCUAGCUCGAGCUCAACUGAGGAUAUUGGUUCAUCAAGUGGCGCGAUUCUUGGCAGAAGCGGGCCCUUAAACAUUCCAGGAUCCUCCUCCUCAGGACUAUUCGGGAAGUCUUCUUCUUCCUCGUCUCGUCUACAAGCGCAAGCAGGAGAUGGAAAGGACAAAGAGAAUAAACUGGUGAAACGGGUGACUUUUUGGGAAAUCGUGUGUGCUGAGUCUCGAGUGACCCUGUCUUUGGACAAGAUCUUGAAUCUGACACGUGGAGGACCACAGGGAAAAAGUUCCCUUCUUGGUGGGAGUACAUCAAGAACAGACGAGAAGCGUUCACGCCGACAACAGGAGGAGAUGGAGAAGAAGAUGCACUACAAGAACAAGAUCACGGGAGACAUCUUCGACAAAGCGCCAACUUUGCCAAGAGGCGGAAUUCUAGGCGAUGAAAUGGGUCUAGGCAAGACUCUUGAGUUAAGGCAUACCCCUAGUACAUCAAGCGAGCAUCUGUAACUGUGCAUCCGCGUCCCCCUAGCUACUUACAUUCUUGGGUUUUGUUCACUUUUAGACUUAGAGCUUUGAAACAUCUUCAGUGUGCACAUCUUCUUCAAGGUGAACCAUUAAUACAUAGACACGACCCUGUAGCUCUAAUUGAUGUCGCCGCUACGAUUGCCUACAGUGACAGGGUCAACGUAAAUGGCUACUUCGAUGAUGUUGAGGUGGAAAAGAGAAAGCCGCGCACAAGAGAUUUAUUUGGUGCUAGUAGUUCAACUUCAAUAAAUUCUAGUUCAGGAGCAGCCAGUGCCAGCCUUGUUGGUUCCAGUCUUCUUGGUUCUUCCAAAAACAACGCUACUAAGGACUCAGUGGUGGUCCCGGAUUUCUUUGAUGACACUCCGCUGCUUGGUGGAAGUGGCACUGGCACUACAGCCACGACCUCGUCUUCACGACAAAGCGAAGAAAUCCUACGAACUUUGAUUGUCGCACCAUUAUCGGUUUUAGAUGACUGGGCGCUUACGUUGCGGGAAGCAAUGCCAAAUGUGCCCUUGAACUUCUUUCAUGGCGCGAAACGUGUCCGAGUAAGGGACUUUGAAAAGAUGGUGGCGAAUGGAAAAUACACUUGUUGUCCUGGUGCAUCAUCUAGUUCUAGUGGUAGUACUGCGACCUCAUCUGCUGGCACUAGUUCUGCCGGUGCAGGCAAGAAGCAAAAGAAACAAGUUGGAAAGGGCAAGAGUAAACAAGUAGUGAAUAAAAAGGGCGUGUCAACAACAGCAGGAGCUUCCUCGUCCGCUCCUUCGACAUCCAAGGCCAAGAAUGAGCAGUCGUCUACUUCAUCCAGCGUAAAAAUCGUCCAGAGCCGACCGCUACAGAAGAAUGUGCAAAUCACUUUGACUUCGUACGACACCCUUCGUGGAAACAUCAAAGAGCUCAAAGAGGACGUUCCUUGUUGGCAUCGCAUGGUUCUAGACGAGGCGCAUCAAAUCCGCAACCGCAAAACCGCAUGUGCGAAAGCAGUUCUAGAGGAACUGAAUUCGCAGAUUCGAUGGGCAGUCACUGGAACUCCAAUCCUGAAUAUUAAGGGUCCGUCGUUGCCAUAUUUUUUUUGCAUUGAGCUUGACUUGUUUUCCAGUAGGAUGGAAACGGAAAGGGUAAGGGGUCAAGAUGGAUGAUUUGAAUAAAGAUGCAAAAAUGUCGCAAGAACAACUUCCAUCUUGAUCUGAACAAGCUAGCAUGCAAAAAUGUCCUCGCAAUAUACUAGGUCCUCUAAUAAUGGAGUAGGAGACGUGGCUCCCUUGUUUGAGUUCCUGCACCUGGAGCCGUUUGAUGAUAUAAAGUUCUUCAAGACGCACAUCCAGGAACCGAUCGAGAAGAAUAGCAUGAACGGUCUAGAGCAUCUCAACUUGAUCAUGCGGCAAGUACUACUAAGGCGAACAAAGAGCCAACAGGUGCAGAUAACUGAUUUACCUGGUGACAAGAAAGUAGACGGGGACGAGAAGACCCAGAUGAACAAGCAAAACAAGAAAACAGCACAACUUCCUGUUGAUGCAGCAAAAAUGCUAAGUAGAGCGUCAUCUAUUUCUUCUCUGGGACUGGGAAGUGGUACUACGUCAGAGGCUGGGGGAAACGGUCAAGAAGAGGAUAGUCAUCUCUUAGCAGACAUUAUGCUGGAAACUGGAGAAAAAAUACUUGCGCUUGGACAACCAGGACAAGAAGCAUCCUCAAAACGCUCAAAACAAGUACAGCGCAAUGUUGUGGAAAACAAUUCCUCUAGUACCGAGGAACAUGCGCGUGGACGUCAGCAACAGGGAGAGUUAGAGUUACUAGGCGGCGAUCCUAUGGACGUCGAUGAAGAUGUUGGCAGUGGAGCAAUUUAUGGCUCUUCGAGUGGCCUUUUUUUCAUUUUCUUUCAGGAAAUGAGCAUUACUAUCCUCGAGUGAUGUAUUUAAUAAUACGGACAUACCAUAGUCGAUCGCAAUGGCGACCAUAGCACUACACACACAGAGCACAAGGAAAUCCGGCGGGGUCGUACGCUUCGCCCGGAGCGCAUCAAAACAAACAAACAAGUAAAUUGCUUUCUUCAUAAUUCUUUAGUCUUCAUUAAUGCACUUUGCUCAUUUAUUAAUAUGGACCUAUUUUUUCUACUUCCUUGGUCGACCCCCUCGAGCCAGAUAAGCUGCAAUUAAUAUUCAAGUGCUUCUUCUUGCUCUUCCUCGAUCUUGAUCAUCUCCUCUAAGUUGAUAACCUAGAUGACUCCACAACACCGCAGACUCGCGACUUGGUCCAAAUGCCGCCCAUGCACAUGACUCGACACUUGGUGAAAAUGAGCAAAGAUCAUCGGGAGAUGUACGAGACUUAGGGCUUCUACCGCUUACUACAGGUGAUGAACAAGAACAUUCUUAAAAAUAUCAUCUUUCCUGGCAGUCGCUCAGGCUAUUUUCUUACUUACGUUUUCUAUGUUGUGUGUCAUGAGUACUUAGUAGGAUGGACGUCGUGAAAGAUAUAAGUUUCCACUUCUUGAGCAGGAUAAUACUCAUUUUUAUUGUCAUUGUCCAAUACAUAGCUGUACUUGUAAUUUUAUUAUCAAAGAUCAAGCCUUGAUGACGCACCCAAGGAUGCUAGAGCUAUGACACCUCUAAGACCCCCUUUUCUCUGCCAUCGAGGAGCACGUGACUCAAUCCAACAAAGAGAACCAGCCGCAACAGAAAGAGACCAGAAAGAAGUUCUCUGGGUUGCAGAAUGUCUUGCAAGUGAUUCACUACUUGCGGAUGCUGACGUUAUCUCCCAGCCUAAUUCCAGUAGGCCUCCGAAACGCAUUAUUAGCGCAUGACAAAGACAAAGUGCAAGAACAAUUCAUCAACUUUGGUAGGGGAAUAGCAGGAAGUGGAGGGAGGAACGGACGAGGAGCGAGAGGCGGAGGAAAUGGCGGAAGUAGAGUUAAGAUUUUUAGUCUAUUCCAUCUUAAUCUUUUUGAAAGACGUCACGAUAUGUAGAUGGACAGGCCAGUUCGUUGGCUUCGUGCUUUAGGGUUGUUUAGGUGUUGACUUGUAUGUUUACUUAUCACAUCCGAAAGUAGGCGGUUUUCAAGGGGAGAAGGAAACCGCGAUGCUUCUUUCUUCUGAUGCAUCCGAGGAAGAACUGAUAGAGAUAUUGUGAGCGCUAACAAAGCUCCAGAAAUUCAAAAAAGUGUGGUGGACUUGUGGUAUGACAAUCGAAACGAGCCUUGCACAAUAUGCCUUGAUGAAUUUGAGCUCAGCGACCAGUUACCUAAGGGGGAUGGAAAGAAGGCGGUAUUUGAUACAACUAGUGCCUAGUACUUAUAGAUACGUAUUUGAUUUCAAAAGUAAGUAUAUUCUAAUAACGGUAUAUCAAGAGAAUCCCGUAUGGCAUACCUUAAGAGGAGCAAGAGGUCGAGACUCUUCAUUAUUGAUAAAGUAUUAUGACGUUGAGGAAGAUAAUAGCAGGAUCAUACAUCUUCAAGAAAGUACGAUAGUAGCAGGAAUAUGACGUCGAGGACAACGUUUUAUUAGCUCCUCUUGCCAGUACACCUUCGUCUUGCCAGUACAGCGACAUCUUCCAUGUCUUCACAAGCACUUCCGUAUCUGGACAUAACUUCCAUAACUCCACCACCUACAAUUUAGUGUUACAACUCGUUCAAAAAAUAUCUCAACAAAUAAAAACAGGUAAUGACGAGUUGUGGCCACCAAUUCCAUCGGUGCUGUUUAGUCGAAAGCCUGAAAGUCGCUAAGAGCUGCCCCCUUUGUCGCUGUGCAGACAUCGUAUGUGAUCCGAAGGAAUUUCUAGAACGACCACCAACAUGGGAACAGGACUACGAUUAAGGCUCUUCAGUAGCCACUGAAGUCUGCUGGUUUAUCUAGUGGACCCACACCUAACCUAACCUAAUUCCCGACCAGCAGUACCUCACUCCAGUAAGAGUAACAGAUGGCAAUAAAUAUCCUCGUUGUAGUACUUCUGAUUUGAACUCCUGUCGACACAUUGAUUUGAUAUUUGACACCUUUCCCAAGGCGGCCAAGGAGAAAAUAACACACGUCAAAAAUACUCUUCAUCUUCAUCAAACAAGAUGCAUUAAUAAGUAGUCACAAGUACCCUGGUCUACUUCUAAUUUGAGAAGAAGAAUGCGCCAGGUGCUGGCGGUGGAGAUUUGAAUGGGGACAAUAGUGCAAAGUCGGAUGAAGAUUGGGACGCAGAAGCUGGCAAAUUCAUUGUUAAGGGGUGUUCUUGAUGAUGUUGACUGAAUCUUAGAAUGAAUGUGAAGCGAAAGCGACUAGAUUUAUUGUGUUUGUGGGUCAGAAGUAGGUAUCGAUAAAUUUAGUACUCGGCCAUUUCAGUUUUUAUUCCCAGAGAGAAGUCUAUCUGUUCUUUAAGUAAGUGAAAUGCUACUUCGUUGAACCUCUAAUCUCAAGGUCGAGGAUAUAGUAUUAAAACGCGACAGACGGAAGAUUGAGACAGAACCUGUAGUGGUUUUUUCGAGUUUCGUAGUAGUAUUAGAGAAAUUAAAGAGGUUCUUGACAAAACGAAAUGAGGAGCGCGCUUGUCCUGCUUCUUCAUCUUCCAGUAGCAGUGGUUGCAACAACAACAACAACACUGCAGCAUCCAGUAGUAGUUGUAACAACCACAGCGCAGUGUCAUCAUUUAACAACAACAACACCAGCAACAACGCAGUUUCCGCAUCCACCUCCAGUUCCUCCAGUAGCUCAUCCUCCAUCCAAUUGCCUCCAGUGGACUUGAAGAUCGAGAUACUUUCCGGAAAACAGAAGCCGAGCGAAAGGGCAGAGAUAGUAAGACGAUUCCAGAGUGGGCAGAUUCAUGCUCUGUUAAGGGUCGUAGGUUCCUGUACUUAUAGGUGUUUCUUGUUUCUAUACCCUGUUUGUGUUUGUUAUGGCAAUGGCUCUCGUCCGUCUACUCCUAAAUGUACGCAUAUUAUAGAAACACCAAAAAACAAACAUGGAACACGGGACACGAAAACAAGCAAAAGAACAACAAACAAACAGAGUACUAUUUCUAUUAAUAUAUCUAUAAUAAUAUAUAUAGAACUACCACCCUAUUUUUUUCCUAUUUAGCUUGGCUCCACCCGUAUAUAGAACUACCACGACCGAUUAAACGACCCUAGCCCUACCUCUAAUGCCAUUGUGUUCUUUGAAGGCUGGUGGUGUGGGAAUCACUCUGACAAAAGGAAAAACAGUUAUCCUAUGCGAUCCCUGGUGGAACGCAGCGAUGGAGAACCAAGCUAUCGGCAGACUAUAUCGUACUAAUGAUUGGCAGACUAGAUCGUACUAAUGCUCAUUCAUUCAUUCAUUCAUUCAUUUACCUGUUCUGGAGGUAUCUUUUAUAUGCUCCAAAGAUAUUUAGAAUUUUAUAUCGGCAGACUAUAUCGUACUAGUAACGCUCCAAAAUUAUAGAAUUAGAAUUUUCAGUAGGAACUUCAUUACCUUUGUAGAUGUAAAGCAUGUUGAUAUUAGAGGUAUAGGAACUACUACAGCUGUGCUGGAUAAAAGUAGAUGACUUUUUGCAGAAGCAUACGUGGUGACUGAUCGACCCGCUUGUUACAAAGUAGCUGUAGUGACAAUAAUUAAAUACACCUUCAAGUAGAACUUACAACCUCCACGUCGUCCACCACCACCACCACCACCACCACCACCACCUAGGUCUCGGGCAGAAGCACACCGAUGUGGAUGUUUAUCGACUAGUGGGGAAGAAUACCAUAGAAGAAAACAUCCUUCAGAUGCAAGAACAGAAGCAGCUUGUAGCCGACUUGUCGACGAAGACAGAUGGCAAGUUCGACGAGAAGUCGGCCACGUUUAAUUAAGGCCUGCUGUACUUGGACAAGUUGGCCUUGACAUCAUCUAGCUACUUAUUCUGUUAUAGAUCAGGCGUACUCUCAACCCCUAAUUUCCAAGCGGAAUGGUUGCCAAGCUCUUCGAUCGAAAUGCACGUCCGGUAAAACGGAAUAGGCCUUGGCUCCUGAACAAUGAUACAGGAGACAAAAGGCCACGCGUAGAGUGAGCUAUAUAUGCAGAACUGUAGGCAAAAACUACAUCCACACUUAGUCCAAAGCUAGAUCUUGAUGAUCUUAGUCAAAGAUUAUAAUUACAGUCCUAAACCAAAACCCCUCGGAAAAUGGAAUGCCGUUUCCAACUUCUCUGUCUGAGACAGGAUAAGCUAUGCUUUAUUCACGUUUUUAUCGCUUCAAAUUCUAUCCAUGUAAUAACGUAUAACGAUCCAACUAGUGGACGACAUGAAUAGCAUCAUUUGAAGAGUGUAGAUGUCCCUAAUAAAAAAGAAGUGAGAGGUGCGGCCUUCUGCCUAUAAGAUAGAAAUGUAACAGUUUACUAUUUAUGACAAGGUUAGUUAUCUCUUUGUAACCUCUUUCUACCUAUAAGAUGAAAUGGAAAUAAUGCAUAACCACCUAGGAACAAGUGUCGUGGAAUCAAACCUAGCUAAACAAAGCAGCGAUGGCUUUCAGACUCGGUUUUUUCGAAUUUUGAAUGUAAAGAAGAACAUAUUACGAAGAAGAACAUUAUAUUAUGCAGCAUAAUAGUACUGAUAUGUGCACUGGAAACUUGGUUUUGCAGUAUGUACAUCUUUUCUCUGGAAGCUUUCAUCAAGUAGGGCAUACAGGUCGAACGACUGUACUCGUUCAGAAUAUAAUGUUAUGUCAACUUGUUCAACAUGUUUUCUUUUUGGGCUGUUGUGUGCCACUCAGGAAAUUGUUUUAUAAUUUAUUUAUAGAAAUAAGGAUCACCUCCAGCACACACAAUUUCCAUAGAAGUCCGUGACGAGCAUAAGCCUCCCCAGAAAGUGCUUUACAGUAAGAGACCGUAAAAGCCUGGAUAUAUUAAGUUUAUCAAAAUAAGGCAUCAUUCGUCCACAAUGAAGAUGCUUGUGUUAUAGCUAUGCAGGCGCUACGACGGGCGACGGAAGAAAAAAAGUGGGUGCUUGUUGAGUAGUUGUCCCAGCUCGUCCACGAACGACAGCGGGGGGGAGGCGCUGGUUGACUCGAGGAGUGCGAUGUACCAAACUUCUGUAUGAGCCAUAUCGGCUGUGCAGCCUAAAAGGUGUCCUCGUACACGAUGAGGCAGACUCAUCGAGCGUCUCAUCUCCAGUUGUUUUGGCGGAACUGGAGAACGACAUCGAAAAAACAACCAGCACGAUGAAGACCACUAGCGCAAACGAUCAUGGAUCAGUGAAGGAUCUUUUGUAGUUGUACUUCUGGAUGAGUGAUGAAAGAUGUUGUUGUACUAGAAGAUCUCUUAGUAUUACAGGUCGAUUCUGAUUCAUGUCGUGCAUGUCGUGCAUGGAGAUGGAAGGUAACUCAAUCCAUGUCGUAAUGCAUAAUUGGACUGCUUUCUUUUCACUGAAAUACAAGAGUCUUGACUACAUUCCUCUUCUUUUAGUAUCUAGGAAGAAGGAAGGAAGAGUAGAAAAGGAAGUAGUACUUGCAAAACAGAGGUCAUCUAAUCAAACGGUCUACCAUACCCCACGAAUGGGCACACUACUACUACUAUCUAGUCUGGGCACACCACUGCUACUACUCGUGCGUGCAGAAGGUCAAAAAGAUCCUCGUGGACCAUGGCUAGAUCGAAGAUCAAAGAGUCCGUCUUUUAGAGUUGUUAUAAGUGGAUCAAAGCUAGUACAAG